CAAAACCACGUAUCGGCUCAUCCGAAAUAGCGUUUAACAAAAUCGUACUCCCAUUCAUAGUUUCGCUCUAGCGGUGGAAGGUGUUACACGUGACGCAGAGUAGCCCACUACGAUAGCGAGCGUAUAAUCGCGAUAUCCGAGAUAAUUUAGAGUGUAGUUUUGUUUGCGAGAUAAAAGUAAGGUGUGAUUGAUUGAAUUUUCCGACUUUUCGCGAUAACGAUAUGGAGUUCGACAGUAGAAAAACUAAAAGUGCACCGACAACACCCACAACUGAACCCUUGACCAAACCUUCGUACCAGAGGACCUUCAGUGCUUUCAGCAGAAUGAGCACAGAGAGCGAGAGGGUGAGGAAGAUGCAGAGGUACCGGAGGAUAUUCGAAGAGUGUGACAGAAAUGGAGACGGAGUUGUUACAGCAAAGGAAUUGUACAAAACACUGAGAAAAGAACACAACAUCGCACAUCACGUUGUUCACCAAAUUCUGGAUUUGGCAGAUCAAAAUGGGGAUGGUGAAUUAACAUUCGAAGAAUUUCAAACUUUGAUAGAACACCCUAAAUUGAAACCGUUAUUUAUGGGUGCUUUCACGAAAUACGUCGAGACCAUUAUACCUCCAAGAAGAAUAGGACAAAAAGGAAGGAUCCGUGUGGCCUUGGAAGAAGAUGAAUCUGACUUAGCCUACGAACAAGAAUUUUCCUGUUGUCCGCCUCCUAUAGGCCUACCAAUAAUGGCUAUAAUUACAAUCAUACCAUUCGUUAUAGAUGAAUAUAUAGAACCAGAUUCGACAUUAUCUGCCAGUGGAAAAAUCGGAAGAUGGCUCAUAUAUGAUCCCGCAAGACGAUACGAAAUUUGGAGGUUUUUCACAUACAUGUUCGUGCAUAUAGGGUAUCACCACCUUGUAGUCAAUCUAAUAGUCCUUCUGGUACUUGGGUUACCUCUAGAAAUGGUACACAAAAGCUGGAGGGUUCUAUCAAUUUAUUUUGCUGGGGUUUUGGCCGGAUCGCUGGCUACGUCUGUGAUAGAUCCUGAGAUAAAACUUGGAGGGGCCAGUGGAGGAGUGUAUGCUAUCAUAACUGCCCACAUUUCGACGCUCAUCUUGAACUGGAAACAAACUGCAUUUGCACCGUAUCAGAUGAUAGUCUUCUUGGGAAUAACCGUUUUGGAUCUAGGAGCUGCUUCAUACAGUCGUUUCAUAUCAAUGAGUUCUUCUCAUGAACAGAUUGGUGUUGUAGCUCAUUUAGCUGGAGCUGUGGCAGGAAUAUGCGUUGGAAUAGAUAUACUCAGAAACCUAGAAGAAGACAGAUGGGAGGUGUAUUUCAAAUGGAUCACCUUGGUCAUAUUUGUGAUGAUCAUGGGUUCAAUGAUCAUCAUAGAGAUCGCUUAUCCUAGCCAUUUUCCACCUAUGGAUUACACACCUAUGGACAAUGGUCUAUAGAACUAAAAAUAAACAUAGCCUGUUGAUCAUAAGCGACAUCUAAAAACCAAAAUGUUAGGUUUAAAUAUGGACCUAAACUUUAUUAAUUAGUUGAGAAAAACUGUGAUCUCGUAGAUAUGUUUGUAGCUAAAAUAAUUAGUUGUAUAAACAAUUUUGCUGUUUUUGAGAAAGCUCAAAUUUUAAAAAAUAAAAAAAGACUUGAAUUAUUCCCAAACUAGGAUAAGAAAAAAAUAUUCAGCUCAUGUUAUAAUAGUAGUUUAAAGAGAUCGUGAAUAGUUUUUACUAGUCAGAAAUUCAGCUAUUGGAAAACAAAGAUGUAAUAUUAUAACACAGAGAAAUGAGUGUUUACACUAGAAAUCCAUUUAUACUUUUUUCCCAAAUGUAUUCAUCAAUCACCAAGUUCAUCAAAGCUGUAAUAGACUGUAAGAUCAAAUUGCCAUACCUAUUUUUGAUAAGUUAUUACUGUCUUUAUAUUUUUUCAAGUUUUUCAUUCUUAUGAUAUAAUUAGAAGUAAACUGAGAUAUUUUUUGUACAAAUAUCUUUGUGAUCAAAAAAAUUUGUUUUGUACAUUUAUAAAUAAUUUAUUAACAUUUCAAAUGAGAGAAAUUUAAUAUUUUGAGAGACUGUUUUAUUAUAAUUUCCGAAUAAAAUAAUGUUUUCACAUUUUAUUUAA
This is a messenger RNA of Harmonia axyridis, 2103 nucleotides long. RefSeq names its product rhomboid-related protein 2-like. Gene Ontology annotation, cellular component: membrane. NCBI's taxonomy places the organism in Eukaryota, Metazoa, Arthropoda, Insecta, Coleoptera, Coccinellidae. The coding region runs from base 222 to 1430 and encodes 402 amino acids. The transcript has 6 exons. The record is from RefSeq and is a predicted model, not a curated record. Gene Ontology annotation, molecular function: calcium ion binding; serine-type endopeptidase activity.